CCGUUAGUAUCCGGGUGAUUUUAAAUUAUAUUCUUGCAGUGGUGGUGACCUCCCGUGGUAGGCGAAAUAUCCGCAGUUGAACCCGGCGUAGUUUCGCGUUCGCCGCUAAUUACAAUGAACAAAUGAUUAUAUCAAGGAUAUUCUAAAUUGACUCGAUAUCGGGACCUGUUCACGGUGUUUCUGCUCGCCGUACGAAAAGUGUAAAGUUACCCCGAUGCUUCUGCGUGCUGGUCCGUCGCGUGACGUCGUAUUGUCUUUUAAUAGUCAGCCCCUGUGACCGGUUUUUCCGUCGUUAACGAGGCACCGUUGUACAUACGUCGAGACGCGCCCUCGUCCGACCUUGAAACCUAUAAUCGUUCUUAGCGUUCGAUGUUCGAAACAUCGUCUGGAAUAACGUUGAUCGUGCUGCACAGGUUCGAGUCGUAUUUGUUUUCCUCGGCGGCUCGUUAACGCGGAGCAACAGUGAAAUGGCGAAAAAGACGUACGAUCUAUUGUUCAAGUUACUGCUGAUCGGCGACUCUGGGGUCGGCAAGACUUGUAUAUUGUUUAGAUUCUCGGACGAUGCCUUCUCAACGACGUUCAUUUCUACGAUAGGCAUCGAUUUUAAAAUCAAGACAGUGGAAUUAAGAGGAAAGAAAAUCAAGUUGCAGAUAUGGGAUACAGCUGGUCAAGAAAGAUUUCAUACUAUCACUACUUCGUAUUACAGAGGUGCAAUGGGUAUUAUGCUUGUUUACGACAUUACUAAUGAAAAGACGUUUGAAAAUAUAGUCAAGUGGUUAAGAAACAUUGAUGAACAUGCGAAUGAAGAUGUGGAAAAGAUGAUACUGGGGAACAAAAGUGAUAUGGAAGAUAAGCGCGUCGUUAGCACGGAAAGAGGAGAAGCGAUAGCGAGAGAGCAUGGAAUCAGAUUUAUGGAGACAUCGGCGAAAGCAAACAUUAAUAUCGAUCGUGCGUUUAGUGAAUUAGCUGAAGCAAUACUGGAGAAGACUCACGGGAAAGAACCACAAGAUGCUCCUGAUAGAGUGACAGUCGAUCGGAGGGUAGAAAGAAGUUCUAAUCGGUGCUGCUAAUUUUAUGUUAUUUAUUUUAACGGCGCAUAAUAUUACUAUAUAUCAGCUCGUGCCACUCAAAAUAGAUUUGUGGAUAGAUUUAGAGCAUAAUUUAAAGCAUAAUAGUAUAAUUAAACUCUUCACAACACUGCCUAAUCAAAUCCGAUGAAACUUACUCGAUGACACUUCUGACGGACAGAGGGGUACACGAAUUCGAAACUAUGGAGAAAUACCUUCAAUUAGAAAGUGAAGUUUCUUAAUUAUACCUGGGUUUUAAAGGGUGGGUUAUAAAUGCUGUUUGUCACAUACAUAUAUGACUGUACUUAUAAAUGUGUCUAUUGCAUGUAUACAAGCAUUAAAGCUCCGUCGCAGAUUUUAUAAUGAACACAGGAAAUCGAUAAUAUAUGUGCUGUCGAUGGAGCUUCGUUUUCCAUGUGAAACUCGAUGCGUUGUUACACGAACAAAGUCAACUAGGUACAAUUUGUUUGUUACGAGGCUGCAAUUUGUUACCAUAUUGAAAAGAGUGAGAGUGAAUGUGGGCUUUUAAUCGUAAAGAUAAAAAAACAAACUAUGUGAACAUUGAACGCUUUUUCAUACGAACAUUGCACUAUUAUAUGCUUAUUUACCUCUUAAGUUAAAAAGUUAAAAGCUUAAAAUCGAGAGCUUUUAUCCUAUUUAUGUAAGACUAAUUUACUACAAAUAUAAACAUUCACGAUUUCGAA
Ceratina calcarata is the source of this 1771-nucleotide messenger RNA. It is a transcript of the gene Rab10, whose product is annotated as RAS oncogene family member Rab10. Bases 468 to 1070 code for a protein of 200 amino acids. The record is from RefSeq and is a predicted model, not a curated record. NCBI's taxonomy places the organism in Eukaryota, Metazoa, Arthropoda, Insecta, Hymenoptera, Apidae. The transcript has 5 exons. Gene Ontology annotation, molecular function: GTP binding; GTPase activity.